AGAGAGAGAGAGAGAGCGAGAGAGAGACAGAGAGAGAGAGAGAGAGAGAGAGACGUGUGUGGAGAGAAAGAGAGAGAGAGCAGUGUGUAGAGAGAAAGAGAGUGAGAGACGAAGGAGGGGGACACAGACCACUGUUAAAGGAGGGUGCCGGCUGUGAACGGUAACGGCUGCAGACAAGACACGCAGACAGAGAGACGGACUCCAGCGCUGCACACACACACACAAACACGCGUAAAGAGUGUGUGAGACAUGCCCAGGCUGCUGCCCAUGGACACACACACACACAACCUGGCAGGGCAUCCGAGAGGACAUACAGACCCCUAUGUCUAAGGAGUCAUGGAGAGCAGCAUGUUUUUCGGUAAUGCAUGUCAAAAUGGCCUCCUGCCGACGCUGAUACGUCCUGCUCUGCCCACCAUCCAGCAGUCUCUGGGCAUGAAGCAGUUCCAGCUCCCGUUUCCCCUGGAUACGGCCUCAGCAGUCAGCCUUUUCCCCGGCUUCGGCACGAUGGACCCAGUUCAGAAGGCUGUUAUGCAUCACACGUUUGGAGUUCCUCCCUUGACCAAGAGAAGACACGUCUCGUGCAGCGUGUGCCAACUGAGAUUCAACUCACAGAGCCAAGCCUUAGCCCACUACAAAGGAACAAAACACGCCAAGAAGCUGAAAUCUCUGGACGCUACCAAAUGUAAGCUCAGAGGUUCAGUGGUCACCAAGGAAACCACCAACCAUGAAACCCCUAAGAGCAUCAACCCUCCAGCAAUGUGCUACGGCACUGACAGGAAAGAUGGCUUUCCAGGUGCAUCGCCGCUACCACUAUCUCCUGUGCUCACACUGGCUCCAACCCUGGGAUCCCUGGCAUCAUCCCUGGCACCCAUGACAUCAAUGUUACCACCCCUGGCACCUACGCUGGCAUCGAGUCCCAACUCAUCCACAGGGACAGAGACUACCUCAGCUACAGGAUGGGACGACCGGGCCUCGCCCAAACCCAGCUCACCUAUAGAACCAGACAUGGAGGAGGAGCAAGAGGCUGAGACAGACCCGGAGACGGAGGAAGAGAAAGCCAGGCGUCUGCUCUACUGCUCGCUCUGCAAGAUGGCCGUCAACUCGGCAUCCCAACUGGAGGCUCAUAACAGCGGUACGAAGCACAAGACCAUGCUAGAGGCCAGGAGUGGUGUGGGCUCCAUCAAGUCCUUCCCCCGGCCAGGGGUCAAGAGCAAGCUAGCUCCGCCCACCAAGGCAGCCACGGGCCUGCAGAACAAAACAUUUCACUGUGAGAUCUGCGAUGUGCACGUCAACUCCGAGACACAGCUAAAACAGCACAUCAGCAGCAGACGUCACAAAGACCGAGCGGCAGGCAAACCGGCCAAACCCAAAUACAGUCCCUACAGUAAACUCCCGAAAGGCCAGGCCACACAACCAGUGAAGCUGACAGUGGGGAAGGAGUUGUGCCAACCUCAGAUAACCCAGAUAAUGCCCGCUCACCUGGCAGCAUUGGCAUCAGCAGCAGCAGCUAUGGGCUCGGCCUUCCCCGGCCUCCGCUCCACCCACGCUCCCUCCCGUGGCCCCACCCUUUUUCAGACACAGACCCUCCCUGCUGCCCUGCUCCGCCCCGCCCCCGGGCCUGUCAGGACCUCCCAUACACAGUUACUGUUUGCCCCCUACUGACUCACAACCCUAUAGACUCUAUGGACUUCCCAUGACGGACAUGCCACGGAAGUUAUUAUGAACCAGAGUCCCCUUCCCUCUGCUUGUCCCUCUAUACAUUUGGACCACAGGCCACCUUCACCAGAAUAUGGGGAUAAUAGGCACAGAGGAAUUGUUUAACCCAUACUGACAGAUAAACCCUACUGGGCUGGCCAGACCUCCCGUUAUGGAUUUCACAAGGAUCCCAUCAAUGGCCCAGAAUUGAUCAGCGUCCCCCUUCCCUCUGCUGUUCCCCCUACAUUCAGAGAAGAACCACACCGGAACGAAUAACGGCUAAAAUAAACAGAUGGCCGCGGUGUGUUAGCGAUCACCUGCUGGGUGUGAACGAUCCAACAUGUAGAAUCGUGGGGAAAUAAUAGCCGAUAUUCUGAUAUUCGUCCUGGUGUGUAUCCUCUGAAGACUACCAUCUUCACCAAAAGAUGUGGACUACAGUCAACCUGAAGCAUUACAUCUGGACUACUGCCCACUCUAUUCCAUUUGGAUUACUACUGCUCUACAGCAUUAACCCUGCAUCUCCUGUUUAACUGGACUACAGGCCGGUCUCAUCAUUACUGUAGGACCACCCUGUCGAAUCUACUCGCCCAUCUUCACUGAGUCAUUGACUCAUCACAAUCCCCUCCUAUAGUAGCUAAUACUUAGUAGUACCCACACAGCCACCCACGUUCAUGUGCCAUUCUCUUACCCAUGAAUCAUACCCAAGAACAGGACUUAUAUUGUACUGCAAUAAUGUAUAAGACAAACCGGUGAACUAUGCAGUGUCAUUUCUGUCUAAUACAAGGCACCGUUUGAGCUAUAAUUGUGCUAUAGGGAUAUCAUAUUUGUAAAGAUAGUGGCGCACUAAGAUCAUUGCUUCAGUGGAGGUAGCUAUCACUCAUGUUUGUAAAAAAAGACUGGUAAGGAUCUCCUCUUUUGCUGUUUGCACUUUAAGUCCCCUCUCUGUUGAUGUCUACAGUGCAUUAGAUGGCUAGAGUAUGUGUUGUAGUUCCUCUUGCAUUACGUGUAGGUGUCUGUUAGUGUGUAAGUGUUUGUUUCUUUGUGUGUGUGCGUAUGUGUGUGAGUGUAUAUGGGUGUUUGUGUGUGACCUUACCCUCCACCUUAAAGCCAUCCCAGCUGACACCCAAUAACCAUUCUGAAUGACCACGUCAUGGGCUCAAGGGACCACUAAGGCUUGUGUAUAAUAUCUGUUAAUGUGUAAAAGAUGAACCAUUUCAAAUAAAAGAGUCUUACUUUGUUAA
Molecule: messenger RNA, 2936 nt
Organism: Oncorhynchus mykiss (rainbow trout)
Lineage: Eukaryota; Metazoa; Chordata; Actinopteri; Salmoniformes; Salmonidae
Gene: znf385d
Product: zinc finger protein 385D
Cellular component (GO): nucleus
Molecular function (GO): nucleic acid binding; zinc ion binding
Source: RefSeq, a predicted model, not a curated record